AUGUCCCGCAGAAAGCAGUCCAGACCGGUCAAGGUCCUCGACGACGACGCGUCCGAGGAAGAGUGCGACGGCGUGUCGCGCGGACAAUCGGCGGGCGCGGCCGCGGCCCUCGUUAACGGGCACCACGUAUCCACGUCCACCCGCCGGUUCGACGACGGUGAGUAAAAGUUUUAUAUAUAAAGUCGUUCCGUAACUUUAAACGGGAAAAAAGAAAAAAAAAAACGCCCCCCCUUUAGAUAUCAUGCGGGCACACGGCGACUAAUGUCCGGUGUCGCCGCUGUGGGGGGGAUUGGGGAGGAGUGAGGAGGGGGUUCCGCGUUGGCCGCGUCCCCGCGGAGGCCUGGGACGACGGACGUCCGUCCGGAACCGCGCCGUCGGAAUGCGCGCGGUUUUUUUUCGCGGUUUAAAAAUAAUACGUUUACAAUCGUUUUUUCCCCCGGGGUCCCGAGUGUUAUUUUUAUCGUUAUCGUUAUACGUGACGCGGCCCGAAAGAACGGAAAAAACCCCCCGGUCCGCGACGGCGGCGAUAAUAAUACGCGAACAAUUAUUUAUUCACACGGACCGACCGGCCGCGAUACGGUCUAAAUGUUAUUAUGUUGCAGGCGCGUUCGUCGUCGUCGGGUUUUUUCGUGUUUUUAUUUUUACCAUUCGGAUUAAAACACACAACGCGAGUGAACCGUUUUCAAUCGACCGUCCGGCGGAAGGACGCCCCGUCGAAACCGCGAAUACGGCGAAUACGUGAACGUUAGAAAGUAACGCGAUGAACACGCGUAAUUGUUUUGCUCUCGAUUUUCCCGACCGUAUGGGUACGUUUGUCGUUAUCCGUCGCGAAAUCGAAUUGCGUUGCGCCGGUUUUUACGGUUUGGCGCGGAGUUCCGCGCGCGAAUUUUCCGCCGGAGAAGAACACCCUGCCCCGAUUUGCGAGUAUAGCGACUUUUCCAAAAGUAAAUAAUCGGUCCGGGCGAGGCGCUUUGGGGGAGAGGUUUCACGAUUUCUCGAUUUUCCACGGUAGUUUUCUCGUCGAGCAUGAUGAAAAACCGAAAGCAAAAAAAAAAAAAUAUCGGGAAAACGUACGAAACAUAUGAGCGUAAAACAUAACGAGAUUUUUUUUUUUUUUUUGCUGCGGAUAAUUUUUCUACUAGCGACAAUCGCUCCGAUUUACAACGACGGCGCUCUUCCUAAAUGGAAAUCUGAUUGGGGAGAUGCAUUAGAGAGGUCGCUUUUCGGUUUUCCCGGCGAAUGUGAAAAACCCGGGGGAAAAAACGCGGGAAAAACCCCGGUACGUUAUUACGAAUGUCUUAAUGCCGAGUCAAUCAUUUCACCAUAACGCGGCAUAAUAUAAUAUUGCAUAUUGUCGGCAAUUCGCUGUCGACCGAACUCCGCUCAGAAUAGUUUUCUAUUUUUUUUUCGGACGGGCGUAGUCGCUUCGCACCGAAAAAUCGACCCAGAACGUGUAAUACGAAUGCGAUUUGCGAUACGCAAUCCAACGUUUUUUAACCGCGCUUGUAAUUCGCACCGAAAUAUGGGACACGUGGUUCGCACCGUCUCGGGUGGUGUGAAACGGCCGGGA
Molecule: messenger RNA, 1570 nt
Organism: Cinara cedri
Lineage: Eukaryota; Metazoa; Arthropoda; Insecta; Hemiptera; Aphididae
Source: the annotation of a GenBank genome assembly